This is a messenger RNA of Symbiodinium pilosum, 1221 nucleotides long. The record is from the annotation of a GenBank genome assembly. Lineage: Eukaryota; Dinophyceae; Suessiales; Symbiodiniaceae.
AUGGUGUUCGCAAUCCUUGUCUUCUUCACAUUUACGCCAGCAUGGGCCGUUCGAACAGUUGAUCUUUCCGCCACUCGUGCAGGGCCUGAGAUUAUCGCAUACAAUGAGGUUGCCAUUCCCAGCGUGUCUCAGCUUGAAGAAUGGAAGGAAAAGCUCUCUGCGGCUGGACCUCUUGAGCAGCCCAUAGGACCCACCAGCGCGUUCAUUAUCGACAUCUCCAUGCGCAUGGCGCUCCUGGCCUACGGCCGAACCAGCGUCGCAGGUUCUACUGGUCGUGUUGACUUGCUGACGCCGAAAGAAGGGGGACCAAUCAGUGUCAUCCAGCUGGCAGUCAGGGGUGUGGAGGCUAGAGAGUACAGAGACCAUGUCGCAAAGCUAAAAGCAGCCGGAAAGCGCGGAGUUCCUUAUGGUGAGAGGCUUGGAGAAGAGGAUACCAGCCCUUACGUGCUGGUAUACAUGGUGAAGCUUUCAGACGGAGGGAUUGGCUUGAUCUUAAGCUUCAAGGGAUCCACAAAUGGCCUCGACUGGAAAAGGAACUUCAAUUUUUUGCCCACGAGACUUAGCUCGGACAGUGGUGUCAAAGUGCACAAAGGCUUCGGUUGGCAUGUUGACAGCAUCUUCCAGAAGAUGUCCCAGGUUGGCCGAAAGGUUGCCACCCUCUACAACGCAUGGGGAUCAUGGGGCAUCCCUAGCCACAUCCAGUCCUUGGAGGACUUUGUCACCAGUGGUGUUUGGAAAUGGUGUAUUUGCGUUGGCCACAGCUUAGGCGGUGCCAUGGCUGCUAUGGCGUCUCAGAGAAUCGCAAGCUCAAGUUCUGUGGGCCCCAAUACUGUGUAUGCAGUUUCCAUUGGUGCCCCAGUUCCCGGCAACAAAGCCUUUGUGGCAGACAUGAAGAGUAAGGUGCUGCCCCAGGGCGGACUCCGCAUUGAGAAUCCAUAUGAUCUCGUGCCAUGGACAGGCUACGGUGGCGUGAAGUUCAUAUCGCGGCAUGUCAAUGGCAUAGUCUGGAUACUUCCCAAGGAUCAAUGGAUGAAGCGUUCUCAAAAGCUCUCGGCCCACCUGACAUUCAACGUGGUCGAACAUGCUACAGACAAUGCCACCAAGCAUCGUCGAUAUGUUUUCUCAGGUCAUGAGACAAAGAGGGAUCCCGAUGAGACAGCACUUGCGAACUACAAAGAUGUGUCUGUGAGUAGCGUGGAGGACAGUGAACGUGUCUACUAG